AUGUGUGACCUGGUCCUGCGGGGUCUGAUAGGGACGGGGCUGCAGGCUGUGGACCUUCACGUGGUGGACUCCCUCACUGACAGACUGUUCGAGGGCCAGCACAUCCCGGGGCAAGACCUCAUCGCCAGGAACAUUGCGAGAGGACGGGAGCACGGCCUGCCGCCCUACGUCAAAUACCGGGAGGCAUGCGGAGGCCCUGUUCCCACCACCUUCGAUGAUCUGCUGAGUGUCAUGUCCCGCCAGGCCGUGCACGCCCUCACCAAAGCCUACGCCAGGGUGGAAGAUGUGGAUUUGUUUGUAGGAGGCCUGGCGGAGUAUCCAACGUCCGGGGGUAUGAUAGGACCGACCUUCGCCUGUCUCAUUGGGUACCAGUUCUUCAACCUGAGACGAGGAGACAGGUUCUGGUAUGAGAACGUGGACGCAGGCUUCAGUUCCUCCCAGCUGCGCGCCCUUCGUAGCUCCUCCUCCCUCGGCCGUAUUCUGUGUGAUAACAUGGACGAGAAGAACGAGAGGAUGCCCGCUAACAUUUUCCAGCGGCCGGCUCAGAGAGGGAAUCCUCUGGUGCUUUGCAAUCACUUAACGCCCCUGGAUUUGGCGCCGUGGAAGGAGUACCCCAUCAAGGAGGAGGUGGACUGCCUUUACCUGGGCCACACCUACACCUACGGGAGGCCGGCUCACAUCUCCCCUUGCCUCACCUGUCGCUGCCACGAUGAAGGACUGAAUCCCAGAGUUCCGUAA
Messenger RNA from Portunus trituberculatus (swimming crab), 738 nucleotides. Its product is annotated as peroxidase-like protein 3. The transcript has 6 exons. The coding region runs from base 1 to 738 and encodes 245 amino acids. Gene Ontology annotation, molecular function: peroxidase activity; heme binding. The record is from RefSeq and is a predicted model, not a curated record. Gene Ontology annotation, biological process: response to oxidative stress. Lineage: Eukaryota; Metazoa; Arthropoda; Malacostraca; Decapoda; Portunidae.